Molecule: messenger RNA, 521 nt
Organism: Tigriopus californicus
Lineage: Eukaryota; Metazoa; Arthropoda; Copepoda; Harpacticoida; Harpacticidae
Gene: Blos2
Product: biogenesis of lysosome-related organelles complex 1 subunit 2-like
Exons: 2
Coding region: 108-521 (137 amino acids)
Biological process (GO): endosomal transport; lysosome localization
Cellular component (GO): gamma-tubulin complex; BORC complex; BLOC-1 complex
Molecular function (GO): gamma-tubulin binding
Source: RefSeq, a predicted model, not a curated record
AAGACCAUAAAUAAAUGAUCUGCAAGUCCUGAUUCAUGCUGGAUGAAACAAUUGAAAAUCACAUAUGGUCAGAUUUCAUGGGCUGAGAACAGUAUGACUCAUUGAUCAUGGCCGAGGCAAAUCCAAGCAAAGGCCAAACCACAACUCUGUCGACAUCGACAUCAUCUUUUGAGGCUUUGGACCCGCAUGACCCACAUUUGAACCAUUUGGCCUCGUUGAUGUUCAGUAAAUCGUCCGAAUGGAUCCAAGGGGAGCUCGAAUCGACCACUGAGGAGUACAAAUUACUCGAACAAAUGAACAAUGUGACGGCCACCAAAUAUUCGGAUAUGAGACAAAUCACGUCGAAUAUAGCCAAAGGCAUGAGCGCUUUGAAUUUGAAAUACGCGGAGUUGGAGCCAUAUUUGAAGCAAAUUGACGAGAUUGACGAAUCCGUGACUCAACUAGAGACUGCUGCGUUUAAACUGGAUGCUUACUCCAAACGACUGGAGGCCAAGUUCAAGUCCCUAGAGCAACGUAACUAG